CCCCGCCCCCCCCCCCCCCUCGCUCCUCGCGGCGGGCGCCGAUGGCGGCGACGGGGGACGGCGGCGGCCGGCGGCUGCGGCUCCCCGCGCCCGGACCCCCACCGAGCCGCCCGGACCCCUUCGUGUGCCGGCGGGGCGGCCGCGGCGAUGGGCCUGAGGAGGAGGAGGAGGAGGAGGAGGAGAAAGUGGGCUUGGCGGAAACCUCCCUGCUGAACAAGCUGAUCCGCACGUCCCUGGUGGAGUCCAGCCACCGCGUGGAGAUCCUGCAGCAGGACCCCAGCUCCCCGCUCUUCUCCAUCAAAACCUUCGAGGAGCUGCCCCUGAAGAAAGAGCUUUUGCAGGGGAUUUACCUCAUGGGCUUCAACAGACCGUCCAAAAUCCAGGAGACGGCUCUGCCCAUCAUGCUGGCGUAUCCGCCCCAAAAUCUGAUUGCCCAGAGCCAGUCAGGGACAGGGAAAACGGCAGCUUUUGUCUUGGCGAUGCUGAGCAGAGUUAAUGCCGCCGAGAAACACCCGCAGUGCCUCUGCUUGGCUCCCACCUACGAGCUGGCCCUGCAGAUCGGGCACGUCAUCGAGAACAUCGGGCAGUUUUGCGCCGACAUCAAGGUUACGUACGCUGUCCGGGGAAACCAAGUCCCGCAGGGCAGCGCGCUGGAGGAGCAGAUCGUCAUCGGGACGCCGGGGACCAUGCUGGACUGGUGUUUCAAACGGCGAGCCAUCGACGUCAAGAAGAUCGCCAUGUUCGUGCUGGACGAAGCGGACAUCAUGAUCGACACGCAGGGCCUCUCCUGCCAAAGCAUCCGCAUCCAGAGGGCUUUACCCAAGAGCUGCCAGAUGCUGCUGUUCUCCGCCACCUUCAAGGAAACCGUGCGGGCCUUCGCCGUGCAAAUAGUCUCCAACCCCAUCGUCAUAAAGCUGCGGGAGGAAGAGCUCACCCUCAGCAACAUCAGGCAGUACUACUUCGUCUGCAGGAGCCGGGAGGAGAAGUACCGCGCCCUCUGCAACAUCUACGGCGGCAUCACCGUCGGCCAGGCCAUGAUCUUCUGCCAGACUCGGAGGAUCGCGGACUGGCUGUCGGUGGAGAUGAGCCAGGACGGGCACCAGGUGGCCAUCCUGACGGCGGAGCUGACGGUAGCCCAACGGGCCAACGUCAUCCAGCGCUUCCGUGACGGGAAAGAGAAGGUCCUCAUCGCUACCAACGUCUGCGCCAGAGGGAUCGACGUGCAGCAGGUCACCAUCGUGGUGAACUUCAACCUCCCCACCGAUCAGAAGUGCCGGCCGGAUUUCGAGACCUACCUCCACCGCAUCGGGCGAACGGGACGCUUCGGGAAGAGGGGCAUCGCCUUCAGCAUGGUGGAACGCCAGAACGUGCGGCUCGUGCGGGUUAUCGAGGAGCAUUUCCGGUUGUUUUUUAUCCCCCGGCGGCCGAAUUUUCGGAGAACCAGCCCAGCAGGUUGCGCGUGACCUGCAAGGGACGUGACACGUCCCCAGGAUGCCUCGGCACCUCUUCUUUUUUCCCUCCUUCCGGCAUUUUCUCUGCCUUUACCCUGCAAAUCCCUGUCCCCGGGGGGGAACUGGUGCCCCGGCUUAGCCCCGGCGGCCGAAAUCCUGCGGGUUUUUCCCCCCCCGGGAUCGGUUGUCGCUCUUAAACGUCGAGAGGAUUUGCACGGGAUUUGCGAGAUGCCGGGGGCUGUUGAAAUCCCGGUGCCCUUUUUCCCCUGCGAUUUUUAGGGAAAAGACGGUUACGGCAACUUUGCGGGGUGCGGAAAACCCGCCUCCCUUCCUGAUGAAAAUCCCAGCGGAUGAACUUUUCUUAAUUGCCGUUGGAGGGCCUGACGGAGGAUAAACGAACCUUCCCCGUCCCGGCUGGGUGGCUUCAGAGGUGGGAGCAGAGAGCGGGAGCGCAUCCGGAAAGCCAUCCCGACCUGCCGCUUCUCGCUUGGGCCGCCUCUUGCUCCCCCCGGCAGCCUUCUCGUGGCCGCUGCCCUUCGUCCGCUUCGCGCCCCGCUCCCUCUGCGUUCAUCGGAGUGGAAAUACCGCAGCCGGGGAACGUCCCGGCCCCGGGGCGCGUUCCCGCGGCGCGGACGCUCGCUCGUGGUUUUCACUCGGUGGCGUCCAACGCCUUUUUUUUUCCCCCCCUUUUCC
This is a messenger RNA of Chroicocephalus ridibundus (black-headed gull), 2144 nucleotides long. RefSeq names its product DEAD-box helicase 25 (gene DDX25). The record is from RefSeq and is a predicted model, not a curated record. NCBI's taxonomy places the organism in Eukaryota, Metazoa, Chordata, Aves, Charadriiformes, Laridae. Gene Ontology annotation, cellular component: nucleus; cytoplasmic stress granule. Gene Ontology annotation, biological process: poly(A)+ mRNA export from nucleus. Bases 42 to 1463 code for a protein of 473 amino acids. The transcript has 12 exons. Gene Ontology annotation, molecular function: RNA helicase activity; RNA binding; ATP binding.